ACGGUGGUGAUUGAGCCAAGUCCGCACGCAUGUUACAUGAAGAAAUCGCGGCAGUCGCUGCUCAGACGUCUCCGCAGACACUCCUGUUUAUGAUGGAGCAAUCGAUUUCCUACCCCCUCCAGUUCGAGUCAGCGUCGAGGCGAUCCGCGUAUUCGUUCGAAACGGUCGCGAGCGAGCCUCAAUCGAGUCCCGACCGCUGUUCAGUUAACGUCGCUAUGGCAGCGUGUUACAACCCCUACGAGUUACCAACUCAUAGGACAAUCCAAGUGCCUGUGGAAAAAGAUUACUCGAAACCACUCCACGUCGACUGUAGUGUGGAAUACGAACUUCCGAACACCGCAAAGCCUCCCCAAGGAGUCAGGAACGAGCCGCUCCUGAUGAUCCACCCUUGCUACUUCAGGAAGAUCGAGUCUCAGCGAAGGAGUCCUUUCGUGAACAAUCUCCCUGCCAGGACCGCUGUGACCCCGGUGAAGAGAGCGAGGAUAGCUAGGGGUCAGCAGAUUCCCCAGCAGGUGCCGCACCAAGGAGCCCAGUACCCUGUCCAGUACUCCGCCACCUCGGAUAGACAGAUAUGGGAGCAGCUUCCUCCCUUAGUGCCAAUUACCCCAACCCAGAACUGUUGCUCCAAGAGGGAUUUAGUGACAACCUGUGCAAGUUAUACCACUAGUUCCGGAUGUGAUUCCCGUGGUGAUUCUGGCAUCUGGACAGACCCUGACAGGUCUCCAGACAGGCCAGAAGAUAAACACAUUUUGUCCGGAAAAUACAGACAGUAUUUGAGGGCCCACAGACUUCACCCUUACGUUACUUCUGCCAUUCCUUUGGCAUCGACGUUUCCGCAGAUGCAGCAAGUGUGCUACAAUGUGUGAUGGCUGUGAUAUUUUUUGGACACUGCGGUCGUGUCCCUAACCCUUCUUGUGAUAAUAGUGUGUAAUUUCGUACUGACGAAUGGGCGCGCAAGCGCCCAGCGUCGGGCGUGGUAGUGAUUUUGGUAAAUCAGCUGUAACCGUAUUUCAAGUUCGCAAGAUCCAAUAUAUUAUGCUCCCUCUGGAUUAACUGAGAAGUGUCAGCUGUUCCUGGAUUACCACAGAACCCUGCUUUGGAUUAACUUACGUGUCACCUGGAUUAUCAGUGUCUCUUCAACCGGUAGAGUUUAAAAGCUCUCACAAAGUGUAAACAAACGGUAGUAUAUCGAAAAUAACACCGAGUCCACCGAAAUAUCAAGCUCCAAGAAAACAAGUAUCAUACCCAGGCCAGUCACUAUCUGCAAAAUUCCAAGAAGUAGUGGAUAAUCAAGAAUUAACCACUACAACAUGUCCAUUUAAAUAUUAAACACCCUCCUCAUUUCCUUCAGAAUCAAAUUUCAUAAUAACUUGGAUCGAGGAAGUUGAGUUGUCAAAUAAUACUUUGUCGGACGUUGAUCUUCCUUCAAUUUUCUUCCUUUGCGAAUUGUUAGUUUUUGCUUUAGUGUGGGAACCAAAAUUAGUUAUUCUAGUCAUGAUUUUUGUACUCUGUAAAUACUGUAUAUUUAUUCCACUUGUAAAUACCCAUUAUGAAUUCCAAUCUGUUGAAAAUGAAGAGUUAUGUCUUCAAAAUUUUUUAAAUACACUUGUUGAUUUUGAAUUAUUGAGUCUUACUUCGAAAACAUCGCACAUAUUUCCCGUUUUUUUCUGCUGAUAACAGGAAACAAAACAAUUCAAAAAUUGAUGUACUUCUGUAAUCAAAAUAAUUGGGAGAGUUCCAAUUUUGUUAUCAGUUCAAAUUUUAUUUUCAUCGUUAUCAUAAAUUUCACUAUCACUUGAAAUACGAAAUUUCCGGAAAUUUCAAAUCGUAACUUAGAGUCCCAAGUUUUAUGCGAAAUGUCAUAACUUCUGAUAUUAAGGAAGUUUAAUUUGAGUCAGGAAGUGUUGAUCAAAACAUUAAAUGACCUGAAAAAAUUGCUUCUAUUGAAUCAAAAUUGGUAGACUGCUUGGUAUUCUUCUAAAACUAUUCCUAUUCCAAUAAAAAUAUGGAAUUUUCUACUUAAAGUUGAAAUUAUCUUCUACCUGAACUAUACAUUUCAUCGAGUGUUACAAAUUGUUAUAUGGGCACCAUAAAGCAAUUUUUCUUCACUGCAAUUCGACUCGACAUCCUAACAGUGAAGGUUAACGAAAACCAAUUAGAGUACUUUCUGCUCUGCUGGUCAGUCUACCAUGAAUAUCUUGAAAAUAUUGAUUUGGGUCAGCUUUUUAAUACUUAAUACACGAAGAUUGUGACAGAUACGAUUGUCAGUAUCGCUCACAUUUGGAAAGUUGAAAUAUUGGAAAAUUUUAUUAUUAACAAUGCUCUCUGAAGGCUUAUCGGAAGUUAUGACACAAGUCUCUGCUGCUGAUUGAAAAUCAAUAAUUGCCCAGCUAUGGUUUGGCUCUAAUACAUAUUUAAAUCUGCAUAAUACAUUUUCCAACAAUUUCAAAUUUUAUUCGAUCGAGUCCAUCAAUUUUUGACUACUGGGACUUCCAGCAAAAUCCAGUUAUCGCGAAAUCAACCACGAAUGCAAAUGACUUCCAAAUUCAAUGAGUCAGUAGCGAAUUUGGUGACUAAAGCAAUUUUAAAUAACAGGAAAUCUAAUUUACAUAUUCAGAUUACAUGGCCUCGUCUGUUGACGCCAUUCUACCAUUCUUCGAAAUUGAUAUUUCGGUCGAUUUAUCUUAGUAACAAUAUUUCUUUGUUCAAUUGAUUUGUUCAUGUACGAAUGGUUUUGUAAUUGUAAUGAUACCCAUUGUUGCAGAAAGCCAUUAUUGUGUUUCGUUCUAGACAAGGCAGGAAACAAUUUUCUAUAGUUUGAUCGUUUUUUAUCGUGGGAGUGUUUCGAGAUAUGAUUGGAGGAUAUUGGGAUGAAAAAGUUGAAGAAAAGUUUAUAAAUGGCGUUAACUUUUGUUCUUCAUAAACAAAACAAAAAAAUUUUGUUGGAUGGUACUUCUUGGUCUAUCAUAUAAAAAGAAAAUAAUCAUUCCAAAAAAAUUCAAAACUUCGUUAUGUUUACCUAUCGAACGUAUGAUCCAAUAGUACUGUUUUUAUAUGUCGCUGGAUAUAAGGUCCAUCGGCAGGAUCCAUGGAUAUAUUCAAGUUACUAUGCCCCGAAAUGAUUCAACUAUUAAAAUAUCAGUAUCAACUUUGCCAUAUUAAACCUAUAUAAAUAUUUAAAUAAGUAUUACCUACCUGACUUACGUUUCAAGCUCUCCUGUAAGCAGUGUCAAAUAUUAGGAAAAGACCUCAUUCCUUUUUCCAUACAAACUCAAUACCAAAUAAUUAACUUAUUAUUGAUGUAUGUACCGCGCUAAUCUAUUGACCUGAAAAAUCAGGGUAUAAAUACUUCGAAAACGAACUGAUAAUUUUUGGCUAAAUCGAAACAUUAUUUUUUUAGACUUUGAAUGGAAUUUAUCAACUUUCAUUGUGAAGACUUAAUUUUUCGGAGUUCUUUUCGGUCAAUAGAUUUUAUAGGAUCAGCACCAAUGAAUCUUUCAGAUCUGAUAAUAAUUAUUCUAUGGCUACAUAUUUUAGAGACCAAAGAAAUAUCUAUCAAUGUAAAUAAUAGAACUCUGUAUAUUGUACCAGCCGUGAUCAUUAGAAGUAACGGUGUUGCAGAAACCCUGUGAAUAUGUAUAAAAAAUGCUAUAUAUAAAUUUAUAUAUUGUACAGCUAGUCAUAGUUGGAAUACGCUUAUAAAAUAAUAAAUAAAGUGUUACUGUUUUUAUAGAAUCAA
Molecule: messenger RNA, 3739 nt
Organism: Coccinella septempunctata (seven-spotted ladybird)
Lineage: Eukaryota; Metazoa; Arthropoda; Insecta; Coleoptera; Coccinellidae
Gene: corto
Exons: 1
Coding region: 30-866 (278 amino acids)
Source: RefSeq, a predicted model, not a curated record